UCUUGUAUGGCCUCAGAGAUACGGACCUGAUGAACUGAUGUACACUAGAGAGGACAACAAUUCAUUGCUGGUGUCUCAGGAGGAUAUAAAACAAAACAGUAUGAACACAGGUCAUGUCACAGGGGGACCAAUAUGAAACUUUUACUUUUUGACAGAGUCUAUCGUGUAAACUCAUGAGAUGUUUUGAUUUAAUUAUGGCACAUUUCUUCUGUCUGGCAUGAUGGCAACGGACCUUGUUAUCUCUACAUCUCCUCUCGGUCUGACUCCCAGAGAGGACUGAAAACCGUGUAUAUUGGCCUCUCCUUUCAACCCGGGCGGUUUCCACCAACCGAUAGGAAAGAUAACAACCAUGAACUCUGUGUCAAUAGCCGCCUCACUGUCUCCUCUCAAUGCGGGCUGAGCACAGAUCACUCCGGCGGAUGAACCAACCCUCGCAUCGAAGAGUCGUCACGAGCAUUACAUCACCGAUUCCACACCCGAAGCGUAAAAUGAGACCCAUGUAUUUUUAACCAGCGGAUCUGAACACUGACGAUGAGGGGAUACAACUGGAUUUUCAUUUUUUGACGUCGUGGGGAUUUUACAAAUGUAUCAACAAUUUCAACGUCGGCUAUACAAUUCAUCAGAGAGAUGAUGGCGUUUUUAUGAACGGGGAUAGACGAACACCGUCAUCAGCAUCUCUGCCUGUCGGCUCCUUUGUGUUCGUAGAGAAUGUGAUCGGCGAAAGAUGACAUGGCAGAGGUAGAUUCAGCAUCCAGUGGAGCAGAACACCCGAGCGGCCUGGAUACAGCAUUCCCGUACGAGGAGUAUGAAUGCAAAAUAUGUUACAAUUAUUUCGACCUUGACCGUCGCGCGCCCAAGAUUUUAGAAUGCUUGCACACAUUUUGCGAGGAGUGCCUGAACACUCUCCAUCUCCGCGAGGAGCGUCCAUGGCGCAUCAGCUGCCCUAUAUGUCGCCACAGGACACCCGUACCGGACUAUCGGAUACAAAACCUACCCAAUAAUACCAAGGUAACGGAGGAUUUCCCCUUGUACAUUGACUCGGACCCUCUGCCUCAGGAUGCUUUGCCCCUCUACCCUCCCCGGUUGCACCCCGCACUCGUCGCCCUCAGGCGCGAGGAGGCAUCGGGGGCGUCCACGAGCCAAGCUACCCCCUCCACUACCUUGUCCACGGCCACUACCCUCUCCCAGGACUCGGUGCGCUAUGGAAGCUGUCAGAGCUGCAAGCGGGUUGCCCUGACUACGGGCUGUGUGUGCGUGAUCUUCUCCUUUCUGUCCAUGCUGGUUCUGCUCUUCAUGGGCCUGAUCUUCGUGCACAGUCACAGCAGCCCAUCCUCGCCCGCGGGACCCAUCUGCCUGUCGGUGGCCAGCAUCCUAGCCAUGUUCUCGGUGGUCGUCACGUGGCUGAUCUGCUGGUUAAAAUAUAGACCCGAUCACGAGACAGGCCGCUCAUCUGGAACGAAUAGGCGGAACGCCUGAUGAUGAAGAUGAUCAUGAUGAUAAUAUGAUGUGUGUGAUUUAUGUAUAUACUGCUGUAUACUAGCAUUAUAUCCCUCCCUUCCUUUACUUUUUUAGAAAUAUAUAUUGUUCAGAAUGGCCUUUUAAAAGUAGGAUAUAGCAAACACCAUAUAAAGGCCUUCACCUGCUCAUUGAGUAGUAAGCCUACAGUAGCCUACCAUUUGAUAAAUUCAUACAUGCACUUGUAUGCCUACCAAUGGUAGGCUCGUAUGAUGAUGGGUAACCUUGCCUGAGACCUAGAUUAACUGCCUGUUGCUCCCAGACUAGACUGGUUGAAUGCACAGAGUUGAGGACCAGGGUUUGAUACCAGCUUCCUGAAAAGUAUACACUACCCACUAUGCCUCUCACUGUCUCAAAACCUGUCCUUGAGAAGUCACUAAUAUACACUACACUAUAAAAAAGAAAAAAUUGACACCUGCCCGUCGAACAUCUCAUUCCAAAAUCAUGGGCAUUAAUAUGGAGUUGGUCCGCCUUUACUGCUUUAACAGCCUCCACUCUUCUGGGAAGGCUUUCCGCUAGAUGUUGGAACAUUGCUGCGGGCACUUGCUUCCAUUCAGCCACAAGAGCAUUACUGAGGUUGGAACUGAUGUUGGGCGAUUAGGCCUGGCUCGCAGUCGGCGUUCCAAUUCACCCCAAAGGUGUUUGAUGGGGUUGAGGUCAGGGCUCUGUGCAGGCCAAUCAAGUUUUUCCACACCAAUUUCUCUAUGGACCUCACUUUGUGCACAGGGGCAUUGUCAUGCUGAAACAGGAAAGGGCCUUCCACAAACUGCUGCCACAACGUUGGAAACACAGAAUCGUGUAGAAUGUCAUUGCAUGCUGUAGCGUUAAGAUUUCCCUUCACUGGAACUAAGGGGCUUAGCCCGAACCAUGAAAAACAGUCCCAGACCAUUAUUCCUCCUCCACCAAACUUUACAGUUGGCACUAUGUAUUGGAACAGGUAGCAUUCUCCUGGCAUCCGCCAAACCCAGAUUCGUCUGUCGGACUGCCAAAUGGUGAAGCGUGAUUCAUCACUCCAGGGAACGCGUUUCCACUGCUUCAGAGUUCAAUGGUGGUGGGUUUUACACCACUCCAGCCAACGCUUGGCAUUGCUCAUCGUGAUCUUAGGCUUGUGUGCGGCUGCCCGGCCAUGGUAACCCAUUUCAUGAAGCUCCCGACAAACAGUUAUUGUGCGACUUUGCUUCCAGAGGCAGUUUGGAACUCGGUUGUGAGUGUUGCAACCAAGGACAGACUAUUUUUACAUGCUAAGCGCUUCAGCACUCACCGGUCCCGUUCUGUGAGCUUGUGUGUCCUACCGGAUGAGCCGUUGUUGUUUCUAGACGUUUCUACGUCACAAUAACAGCACUUACUGUUGACCGGGGCAGCUCUAGCAGGGUAGAAAUUUGACUAACUGACUUGUUGGAAAGGUGACGGUGCCACGUUAAAAGUCACUGAGCUGUUCAGUAAGGCCAUUCUACUGCCAAUGUUUGUCUAUGGAGAUUGCAUGGCUCUGUGCUCGAUUUUAUACACCUGUCAGCAACGGGCGUGGCUGAAAUAUCCAAAUCCACUAAUUUGUCCACAUGCUUUUGUAUACAUAGUGUAUGUAAUUGAGAAGUCACUAACGUAAGAUAUGUCAAUAGUACAGUAUCUGCUAUACAGUGAUUUGACGGUGAUGUGAAGAUAGGGAGAGGUGUCAUUACCGGUAUUUAAAUUGACAUAGUGUUUAGGUUACCAAGAGUAGGUCUAGAGAACAGGUGCCUGCUACAUUCCUAUUUCAAAAGUGCACCGGUUGUAGGCCUACUGUACACUUGUGUACAUUUCUCUGGCCUUUCUGCUGCCUGUGUCAUCGGAUCAUUAUCAUCUGCCUGUCAACUGAUCAUCCCCACCAGUUUGACAGACAGGGAAGGUGAAAGUAAGGUUCCUUUCCACCAUAUUGCUUUCAGUCUUGUUAUCAAUCACUUCAGAUCAUUGAUGAGCUUCUUGAAGAAGGGAGGAGGCAUUUCCUCAGUUUUCUAAUGAGGUAUUGAAAUUCGUAACAUAUUGCACAAAUUGGAUUUGUAACAUAUCACAUGAAUUGCAAAAUUUGUAACAUAUUAUACAAAAUGGAGUUGGAUACAGUUGGAUGACGUAGUAGGCUACACAAAAAACAGCGAACCGUUUUGGCUAGUGAGCACCACCUUAAAAACUACUGGCUGAAAAUAUAGUAAAACUCUGGACUGCAUCUUUAAUUGCCAUGUGCUUGACAGGCUUCCAUAGCAAACGGAUUCCUCUAGUCUGUUGCCUGUAUGGUUGGUGAUCAUCAGGGGGCAUAUCGAGAGAGUUGCCGUGAGGAUGGCACAGUUUUUGCAAUACCUAUGGAACUGAGAGACUAAAAUGAGAUGGAUUGGAUUUGUCAAUAUUAGUCAGUAAGCCAGGGGUAUUGAAAUCAGGGCCUUGGAAUUCUACCGUUCUGCACUGGUUCCGCUAUAACCAGGGACUGACUGAUUCAGACCAGCACAUCAUGAUGAGUGGACUCUCUGUCCAAUCAAUGAUAUAAAUCAAUCACUUAACUACCAUAGAAGGAUAAAUAAUCCCAACAGUAUUACUUAAAACCACAAGGCUUAGAUUUAUACAGCCUUGAAGCUAUUUAAUUUUGUAUUUACUUUAUACUGUAUGUGCUCUGUGUGGAACAGACUGUUGUUUCCUGCCUCUUGGGUCCUCAUCUUACAGACACGUCUUUUAGGAUUCACAUAAAAAUAUGCACAUUUGAGAAGGCUGGGAUAUACAGAGAGUUAUAUACAAGCACUUACUGCCCUAACACAUUUACUUUAACAUUGCCUCACAAUCAAAUAUGAUUAUGGACCUGGCCUCUAAAGAUGGCCAUGCCUGCUUGAAUCAACCUGUCACUCCCCUGUCACUCCUCUGUCACUCCCCUGUCAGACUGUCAGUAUAACCGUUAGAAGAAGCACUUUCACCCUCUUAUUUGACACAAGUAAUAUAUAUAUAUAUACUGUAUUUUGUCUAUUAUUGUAUUCAUUAAUGAUGAAUAAAAAGGUGAUGUUUUUGAGUUUGUUCAUUGUUGUUAAGGUACUAAAAUGUAUUUCCACAGAUAAAUGUUACGUAUGUACUGUUUAACACAGUUCAGUAAUAAAGAAAACAUUACAAUGUU
This is a messenger RNA of Salvelinus fontinalis (brook trout), 4639 nucleotides long. RefSeq names its product E3 ubiquitin-protein ligase RNF186-like. The coding region runs from base 730 to 1476 and encodes 248 amino acids. Gene Ontology annotation, biological process: protein ubiquitination. The transcript has a single exon. The record is from RefSeq and is a predicted model, not a curated record. Gene Ontology annotation, molecular function: ubiquitin protein ligase activity. Lineage: Eukaryota; Metazoa; Chordata; Actinopteri; Salmoniformes; Salmonidae.